Messenger RNA from Funneliformis geosporum, 834 nucleotides. The record is from the annotation of a GenBank genome assembly. NCBI's taxonomy places the organism in Eukaryota, Fungi, Glomeromycota, Glomeromycetes, Glomerales, Glomeraceae.
AUGGUCAAUCAAUUAUAUGACAUAGAUAAUUUUUUAUUUCGCAAUAUUUUUGCUGGAAGUGACAAAUUUUUACCACCAAAAUUACAAAAUAAUUCCGUAAGUUUAGAAGCUCUUGCAAGAAUUGGACUUAAAAGUCAAAUAAAUGGUGAUACCUUUAUUGAGUGCGCACAAGAGGUUGAAUCACAAAUUAUUCAGAAUAGAUUUUCAGCAAGUUUGAUUAAAAUUCGAGCAAAGGAAUUGGUACUAUAUAUGUAUGAACAUAUUGAAACACUAGAUUUUGAUGAAGAACAAUGGGAACAAAUUAUAGAAAUCAAAUUCAUUCAAAAGAUGCAAUCAAUUCAAGAAAACAGUAAUGAACAAACGAAUUUUUUAAAAAAAAAAUUGAUGGAAGUUAGACAUGCUCAAGAAUUGCAAUCCAAAGAUAGAAGAAUUAAAGCCGUUACUCAGAGGCAACUAGGAGCUCGCGGCGACCUCCAACUUCUCAAUAAAGUUAUUGGGCGAGAACAACAACAUAAUUUUCAGAUUGAAAAUUUAUGCCGCUGGGUACGCUAUAAAAUUAAAUUAGUUAAUCCAAGAAAUUAUGGCGGUAAAACUGCCGCAAUUCCAAUUGACAUAGCAACUGCUCAAAAAGAAGAUAAAGAGGUAACGAAUAUUAAAGAAGAAACAAAUCUUGAAAUAGAGUUAAUUUUAGAAGAACGCAGGGCAAACUUGCAUGAGAUAGCGGCUAAAGAAAGUAAUGAAGGGUUGCCCGAAAAUCAAGCAGAUAUAACGACUCUAAUGGUUCCUUCUAUACUUGUCACGCUGUCGUCGUGUAAAUACAGCUUGUUGGUCUAA